Anopheles gambiae (African malaria mosquito) is the source of this 3083-nucleotide messenger RNA. RefSeq lists its product as uncharacterized. NCBI's taxonomy places the organism in Eukaryota, Metazoa, Arthropoda, Insecta, Diptera, Culicidae. The record is from RefSeq and is a predicted model, not a curated record. The coding region runs from base 1446 to 3083 and encodes 545 amino acids. Gene Ontology annotation, molecular function: nucleic acid binding; zinc ion binding. The transcript is spliced from 2 exons.
GUUUUCAGCUAUGUUUGGAUCGCUCUCAGCUACCUUUGGAUUUUACGUUAGCUCGCGCAAAUUUUGUUGCGGCGCAUAGUUUAUUUCGUGACCACUCGGCGUACCUCACGAUUCUCCUCAUAACAAAUGAUUCAAAAAGCAACAAUUUCAUAUUGUUCUAUGUUUGAACCCAAUUGAGAACUUGAAUUCUGAAAACUCAUUUUUAAGCAAUGAAUAACAUUUGACAGAUUUGUCGGCUCAGGACAUCAAUAAUAAAUUCCCAACCAGACCGUCCCUCCAUAUCAAAGAAGGAAUAUCCGGCUAAAUCUCGAAUGCAUAAACAGAACUGAAUGACCACGUAGGUCGUUACGCUAAAAAGAAGAAGAUUGUACUGGUUAGUUUGGAAAACUUCGUCUAAUAAUCAAAAACGUAUGAAUGGUGAUGUAAGCAGCUUCAUACACGAUAAGAAAAAUACGAUAAGAUUUUACAAUUGAAUGCAUUAAUUGUUUAGUUCUUGGGGUGCAAAUGUGCCCCGCGGUCACCAAAUAAACUUUGCGCUGCAAGGAAAUUUGCGCGAGCUACCGCAAAAUCCAAAGGUAGCUGAGAGCGAUCCAAACGUAGCUGAAAACGAUCCAAACGUAGCUGAAAACGAUUCAGACGUAGUUGAUUGCGAUCCAUUCUCAUGGAUUGCGAUCCAUAGCAACCGGAUAACAAUUCAGAGGAAAGUGAGAACAGGUGUAAUAAAGCACUCUUUUCUCCUUUUAUCCUACAUGGGGACUCAACCGGGAUAUUAGAAAAGAGUUGCGUGAAAUGUACAGUGCGUAAAAGACGUGCGCCUGUAUGUGAAGACGCGCAAAGAAGUGUACAGUGCGUGUAAGACGUGCGCCUGUAUGUGUUAAGACGUACAAAGCAUUACGCAGCGCGUGUAAGACGUGCGCCUGUGUGUGUAAAAGAGGAUGAAGUUAAGUACAGUGCGUGUAAGAUGUGCGCCUGUAUGUGUUAAGACGUACAAAGCAUUACGCAGCGCGUGUAAGACGUGUGCCUGUGUGUGUUAAAGAGGAUGAGGUUAAAUACAGUGCGUGUAAGAUGUGCGCCUGUAUGUGCUAAGACGUACAAAGCAUUACGCAGCCCGUGUGCAACGUACGCUCGUGUGUGUUAGAGAGGGAAAGAAGCGUAGUGCGUGUAAGUCGUCCGCCUGUGUGUGUUAAAGAGGAUAAAGUUGAGUACAGUGCGUGUAAGAGGUACGCCGGUACGCAAAAAACGACGCGAGUUGCACAAAGGACAACAGAAGUGUGACUUUUGUGUUAGUGUGACGAUUAAAGACGAAAAGCAUCGCGUAGUGCGUGUAAAACGUGCGUUUAGAGAACGCAAUCAACGAGAAAGAGUUGAGUGUGUGUGAAAGUGUGCGUCACUAGUGGAAAGAGGUAGACGUAUAUACUGCGUUCGAAGAAGGAAACGUGGAAAUAAUGGAUGAAACCAUGAAUACGGACAAUUUUGCAGACGCAGAAAUGCGUAGCAGUACAAACGAUGAAGCGGUCUUGCCAGAACACUCGGAUUUGGUGCGCACGCCGUAUUCGUUUCGUGAUGUUGAAGACGGUUUAGAAACGUACGGGAAUGAUCUAUCCCAAGACUUUAGUGUGUGGCUAAACGAAUUUGAAGAUAUUUCAAAGAUGGCACGUUGGACGCAAGAUCAGAUGCUGGUAAUGAUGCGCAAAAAGUUAGUUGGUGUGGCGAAAAGUUUUGUGAUGAUCAAACGCGAAACCAAUUCGUAUACCGCGUUGCGUGCAGCUUUACUGGAAGAGUUCGGUACGGUAGUUUGUGCGAAUGACGUACACCGUAAGCUGGCAACGCGUAAGAAGAAGAAAGAUGAAUCCGUAUUGGAAUUUAUCUAUGCAAUGCAACGCAUUGCGCAAGGCAUCGAUUUAGAUGAAGUCAGUUUAGUGGAAUAUAUCGUCGAUGGUGUUACAAUGGACACUCGAAGUCGAGCAAGUUUAUACGAAGCUGUGACAAUAAAAGAUUUGAAAUCGAAGCUACUGUUCUGGGAACGUGCGCAAAAGAAAGAUGAGCCAACAGAAAAGAAGAAAGAACAAGUGCGACGCGUGGUGGAAAAAGUAGAAGAAAACUCAAAACGACGUUGCUACAAUUGUGGUGAUCUCGGACAUGAAACACGUACAUGCGCAAACAAACAACGUGGACCCAAGUGUUUUGUUUGCAAUGAAUACGGACACCGCGCAAAGGAAUGUCCGAACAAAGCGCGACAUUCGUCGAACAUGCCAAGGCAAAACAAUGGUGACACCACGAAUGUUCUUACAGUGAAAACAGCGGAACAGAACGAUGUGUCCGAAUUAAAACGAAAUGGACUGAUCACAAAGCGCAUCAAAGUGAACAAUAUGGAUUGUGUGGCUUUUGUCGAUCCUGGCAGUGAAGUGUCGUUAUUACGGAAAGAUUUUUUCGAUGAGUUGCCGUUUAGUGAAAUGGUGCCAGUUAAAACAGGUUUUCGACUCCGUGGUUUCGGUGGAAAUUGCAACACACCACACGGCAAAACAAAGAUAAGUAUGGAAAUUGACGAAUUGAAACGAUCGGUCGAUGUUUUUAUAGUGUCAGUGAAUUCUAUGAACUCAAAAGUGUUGUUAGGUAUGGACUUUUUGCAAACGACGAAGUAUACUAUAACGAACGAUGGUUUGAAACUGGAGGAAGUUGGAUCGGUAGAAAACGACGAACGAUGGAUUUACAAUAUAAAAGCCGCGGAUGUGGGAGAGUUAACGGUUCCUUCAGAAUAUCGCGAACAAAUAGAGUGCAUGAUAAAGUGUUAUAAUCCCAACGAAAACCCACAAUCGGUCGAGACCUUAGUAAUCAAGUUACAAGAUGAAAGUGUAGUUCGUGAAAAUCCUCGUAGGCUUGCUCCAUUAGAAAGGCGUGUGGUUAAAGAUCAGGUACAGGAAUGGCUAGACAAAGGUGUCGUAAGAUCAUCGUACAGUCCAUACGCAAGUGCUGUGGUUGUGGUUCCUAAAAAGAAUGGUACGUACAGAGUUUGCAUCAAUUGGCGGAAUCUCGAGUUUUCACAACGUUGGAUCUUGAAAAUUCUUAUUUUCACGUUCCAAUAG